CUCCACAUAAUAAAGUCCAAAUAAAAGACGGGUCAAAAAAAUUCUCAUCCAUUUUCCUAACAGAUCGAAGAGACCAUUUCCCCCUAAUUCGCAGCAUUCUUAGUGACUAGAAAUGGCUUUGGGUGGAGGUGGACCGCAAAGGGGGACUGCUGCAGCAGCAGCUGCUAACCUACGUCGAAGGAAGACCGCUGGUGGCGGUGGAGGUGCAGGAGGAGCAGGUGGUACCAUGCUCCAAUUCUACACUGAUGAUUCCCCCGGACUCAAGAUAUCACCCAAUGUUGUGCUUGUGAUGAGUAUUGGCUUCAUAGCUUUUGUCGCAAUCCUUCACGUCAUGGGUAAGCUCUACUUUGUCCGCAGAGAGGGCUAGGCUAACUUGGGAAAUUUUUGUUGGGCAACAGCUUUCUUUGCUGGAGGAAAAACUGACAUUGUAGUUUUUUUUUCUUGUUUGUUUGUCUAUGCAAUGAAGUUUAUAGAAAAGUUUUCUAGUUAUGAGUUGACUGUUACUUGGAUAUCUGUGUUCCAACGUCUACUGAAUAGGACGAUGCCAAAUUCUAGUUUCUUAGACCAUGAAUGGAAUUGUGUUGCAAUUAUAACUUUAGCGAGAUGUUUUUGCUUUGGUUGCUGCAUGAUGCUUCUGAACAGCUAAUGUUUCCUCUCUGUGUACCAAUGAUGGUAAUCGAAAUCUUAUGACA
Molecule: messenger RNA, 692 nt
Organism: Solanum dulcamara
Lineage: Eukaryota; Viridiplantae; Streptophyta; Magnoliopsida; Solanales; Solanaceae
Product: protein transport protein Sec61 subunit beta-like
Exons: 2
Coding region: 113-367 (84 amino acids)
Biological process (GO): intracellular protein transport
Cellular component (GO): endoplasmic reticulum membrane; Sec61 translocon complex
Source: RefSeq, a predicted model, not a curated record